Gigantopelta aegis is the source of this 4162-nucleotide messenger RNA. Its product is annotated as ras guanyl-releasing protein 3-like. Gene Ontology annotation, cellular component: plasma membrane. The coding region runs from base 354 to 2576 and encodes 740 amino acids. Gene Ontology annotation, molecular function: guanyl-nucleotide exchange factor activity; calcium ion binding. The record is from RefSeq and is a predicted model, not a curated record. The transcript is spliced from 18 exons. NCBI's taxonomy places the organism in Eukaryota, Metazoa, Mollusca, Gastropoda, Neomphalida, Peltospiridae. Gene Ontology annotation, biological process: positive regulation of GTPase activity; Ras protein signal transduction.
GGAUACCACACUAACGGUAUCGUUCUUUCUAGAGAUAAUAUGUGAACAAUACUGUGUAAAUGUGGCGUAUUUUGUACCGUUUUAUACACUGGAAACAUUAAAUGUACAGAAAGGAAAGCCAGAAAGCUGUAGACGAGGAAAAAAUGGAGCUGAAAAUUAACAUAUGAUGCUGGUCUAUUUUCACUGAUUCGUGUAAGUUCUUGUCGUUAGUCAACUGGUGUGGUGCGGUAUUGUGCAGCGACUAAAUGGAGAAUCUACGGACUACUAGUAUUCACGCAGUUUAGUGUCUGCAAAGGUUUAGGAGACUGGGUUAUUUGCAGGGCCGUGGAAACGACAAGCAGGUGAGUGAAUGUAUGUUCCACACAGAGGACCAGCUGCCAAUGCAGGGUCAGGACUCGCCCGACAGACUCUUUCUGAUGGAAGAGGACAAACCAGUGUUGCCAGGAGUUGGCGUACGGGCCGCCACGCCUGAGCGACUCAUUCAAAUCUGUGUGGAAAGUUUUGGUGAAGAUGUUGAUGGUGAGGAGCAAAAGGAGUACGCCAGUGUCUUCUUUUUGAUGCACCAGUGGUUCAUGAAAUCAGAAGAGCUAGCUCAAGCAUUUGUGGACCUGUAUAUGGGCUGUGAUGAGACGAUAUCCUGUGAUGUCAGCGGCUGCCAGCAUCUUCUGUCGAAUCCACAGUGCGAGAUUCAGAAGUACAAGACGAGAAUAUGCAAGGCAGUCAGCUUUUGGAUUCGAAGAUACCCUGUUCAUUUCGACAUGGAUGUUCGACUGUCAAAGGUGGUUGAGGAGCUGAGAGACUUGUUACAAGCGGAAGGAAACACUAAACUGAAGGAACUGAUAGAUUUAUCAAAAGUCCCAUCUUGCGACUGGAUGCGGAACAUGUCUGUGAGGACCUCAUCAGUAAAACAUUCCCACAAGGUGUCGUUAGUGUUCAACCACCUCGAACCGGGACAACUUGCAGAACAGCUGACAUAUCUGGAGUACAAGGCGUUCAGGAGAAUUCAUUUCCCGGACUUCAAGAACUAUGCAGUGACAGCAUCAUUGAAGAACAACCCGAAAUUGGAGCGAUCCAUCGCCCUUUUCAACGGCCUGUCUCAGUGGGUGCAAUGUAUGGUGCUGAGUAAAACCACACCCCAGCAGCGCGCAGAUGUCAUUAUUAAAUUUGUUAAUGUUUCCAAGAAGUUACGGGUAUUAAAGAAUUUCAACACAUUGAUGGCUAUAGUGGGAGGUUUAACACACAGUGCUUUGGCUCGCUUGUCCAAAACCAACGCCUGCUUACCAUCAGAGACGCAGAAAACUCUAGUAGAAUUCACUGAACUGUUAUCCUCCAACAACAAUUUUAGCAACUACCGCAAAGUCUACCAUCAAUGUACCUGUUUUAAGAUACCCAUCUUAGGUGUCCACCUGAAAGACUUGAUCUCACUACACACAGCACUUCCAGACCACAUAGAGGGAAAUCGGGUCAACUUCCGCAAGAUGGCACAGCUUAGUCUUAUCCUCCGCGAGUUGACGCAGCUCCAGCGGCAAAACAACUUUCCUGUUGAUGCCAUUAUGGACCUGGUCAAUACACUUAGAUUAUCAUUAGAUUUGCAUCACACAGAAGAUGAAAUUCAUGAACUUUCUCUAGCCCGUGAACCAAGAGGAUCUGUGUCAUCACCAACCACUCCCACAAAGCCUGUAGUGUUUGCUGACUGGGUGGCAGGGGUUAAACCCCCGGACGCGGAGACCAUCAACAAACAUGUCAACGACAUGGUGGAGGCCGUGUACAGAAAUUAUGACCACGACAAAGACGGGUUUAUAUCUCAAGCAGAGUUUGAGGCCAUUGCUGGAAACUUUCCAUUUAUCGACACCUUCUGUGUGUUGGAUGCUGAUAAGGAUGGAAUGAUCAGCAAGGAUGAGAUGAAGGAAUACUUCAUUCGAGCAAACUCUCACGCUCUUAGGAAUAGUUUUAAGCAUGCCUUCCAUGAAACCACAUACUUCAAGCCAACAUUUUGUUUUCACUGUACGGGACUGUUAUGGGGUUUAAUUAAGCAAGGAUGGAAGUGCAAAGAUUGCGGAAUCAAUGCUCAUAAGCACUGUAAAGACCUGGUGGUUAUGGAAUGUCGCUAUAAAUGUUACAGGAGAUCGGGAACAAUGUCCAACGGUGUUGGUCCUCAUGACCUGACGCUAUUGAGAAAGAGAAAAAUAUCACAACGACACAGACGGUCGAGUAAUCGCCAGAUGUCACCUCAGCCAUGUACCCGGUCGCCUAGCAACAGCAUAGAGGAGGAUCGGCGGCACCGUUCGUUGGAUGACACUCAGGAUGGUGAGUUCUACGAGGAACCGCCCAUGAUCUAUGACAGACUCGUCAAGUCCGAAGAGGUGAGUGUCAGACCAGAAGAGGUGAGCGUUAGACCAGAAGAGACUAGAGAAAAGCUGAUGGAAGAAAACAAGAAACUUCGUGGAAGGCUGGAGGUCGCCAACGACCAGAUUCUGACACUGAAAUCUCACAUUGGAGUCAUCCGCCAAAAUACCAUCUCCUUCAUUCUCGAACAAAUGGAUGCGCUCAACAUGCAGCGUGACACAGAGGUGUGACCUGGUGUGGGGAGGGGGGGGGGGAAUAUGGAGGUGUGAUGACAGUACGAUGUUGUCGAGUCGUGAUGUCAGUUUGACACAGAGGUGUGACAUGGAGGUGUGAUGACAGUACAAUGUUGCCGAGUCAUGACGUCAGUGUGACACUUGGAUGUAAGAGAAACUUGUACAUCAGUGAGUUGACUCGGUCAUGAAUGCUUCAGAAGCUGCAGUGUGAAGUUUGUUGUUAUAAAAGUCUGGACUAAAGGUUUUAAUAGCUGAAUUCUCACCUAUACAGAUAGCACGCAGUUAAAAGUCUAGACUUUUUUACGGAAGUGUGAAAUUUGGACUUGAAUGUUUUAGAAGUAUCAGCCCAGAUUUUAAAUAAGUUGUAAACUUUUAAAGUCUACACUCAAGUCUACAGUAAGUAGUGUGGAGACUGGCUAAAAUCUUGAGACUGGACUUAAAAGUUUUAUAUGCAGCUAUAAUCAAGGCUUCAAUAAAGUCUUGACUACAUGUAGUUGAAGUCUAGAUUUUUUACUAAAGUCUUGAGUAUGGACUUUAAAGAUUUUUUUAAGCAUGGGCUGGAUGUUCCCAGUUUGUUAUCAGUAUAUAAACUGUCAGGUCUACACUCAGGGCUUCAAAAAAGCCUUUCAUCUACAUCUAGUUAAAGUCUAGUAUUUUGCUAAAAUCUUGAGAAUGGAAUAUAAAAUUUUAUAAGCACGACUCAGGAUCUCAAGAGUAAUGGAGAAAAACCUAUGUCCAAGUCCGAAAUGACCAUGACCAUGAUAUUCAGGAAAGUAAAGAAAUAUGUUGUAUGUUUACCCAGCAAUCGAUGAACAUGCUGAUUUGGCAUGAGCAUCAGUGUGGUAUUAGGUUAUGUAAAUACCAAGAACAGGAUGUUGGUAUGAGCAGAUGUGAUUACCAAAAGCAGUGUGGUGAUCCAAAGUUAGGUACCGGUAUAUGUUAUUAAAUUGUGUAAUGACUACACACAGUUAGGUGAUGACAAACCACGUAAUAUAAAUAUAUUAUGUACAUUGAUAACAAAUGGUGUAAUAUACCAGUUUGGCAUGAGCUGGAUAUGUGAUCUGAUGUGAUUUGUAUUGUUGAAAUGUGGAAUCGUGGUUUUUGUAAUAUUGUCAAGCAUAAGACUAUGUUUGUAAAGUCUAUUUUUGGAAUUUUAUCUUGAGGAACAAGAUGAUGAUGAUUAUUUUUAUGUUCUCAUUAUCAUUAGAAUAGUUAAAGAUGUCAACAACGAUUGUCCCAGAUCAGUUGAUACGAGAGUUAUGGCAGGAUGUAGUUAGGUGUUAGAGCACUUGCCUGAGGUGUGAUGGGUCACAGGAUCAAUCUGUCUGGGUGGAUGUAUUGGCCAGUCGACUGGCUGUAUAAGCAAUCAUACAUUCUGGACAUAAAAUAUUACAGCUGCAAUGUACUUUCAUUCUGUAUUAAAAUAAUAUGUCCCGAUUAUUUGUUCAGUUCAAACACUGGUGUAGCUUAUAUAUUGGGGAAUGGACGAGUAACUCUCCUUUUCUUAAAAAUAAUGGAGCAGAGGCCCACUAUUAAGAACUAAUGGAUAGAUUUAUAGUGAUUUAACAGUAAGCUUUUUUCUG